UCCUCCGUCCUGCGUCCUCCGUCACAGUCACAGUCACAGCAGAAAACUAAUUCAUCGGUCUACUUAAUUCUGAGAAGAAUGGAAGCUACGAAGCCAUGGAUAAACGCUUUCAGAGCAAAAUCAAAGCAAGCCACGCUGCUUUGGCUCGAGGGCUUCCGAGAGGCCUGCUGCCUUCAUCGCGUCCUCAUCCUCUGCCACCGGUCGAGAAAGCUUAUGAUACGAACAGGACAGUGUUUUCUAUUAAACGGCUUCAUUUUCUUAGGAAGUAUAAUUAUCCUUAACUCAGUCAUCAUCCCAACUCUACACUGGAUAUUACCUGAUAGAUGCCCAGAAUAUAGUUCUCAAGAACUCUGCUCAUUUGUUGGUACAUUGAAAUUUUAUUCCGUCUUGCGGCAUGGACUCGUACAACUCUUUUAUGUAACUUGGUUCUACCCACUGUACGUAUUCAGCAUUAUCCUGAGCAACCUCUGGUACAAUGACAUUGCUAAGUAUGGAUUUUCUGCAAUGGGGAGAUCCACACCAACCACAUUGGAUCCUGUCAGACAAAAUGAUGUUGGUUUGGAAAGACCUGCUGGCGUAGAAGGGGUCAUGAUUGGUAUAGGAGAGCAGGUGUAUUCAUUACUUCUUUUGACCUGUUUCUUCCUAGAGGUAUAUGUGACUGGAUAUAUACCAUAUGUGGGGAAGGCAGUAAAUUUUCUGCUUCUGUCCUGGAUGUAUGCCUAUUACUGUUUCGAGUACAAAUGGAAUUUUUCGGAAGUUCGUCUUGAAAAAAGGCUGGACUUCUUUGAAUCUAAUUGGGCAUUCUUUGCUGGUUUUGGGAGCCCUUGCGUUCUGCCUGUACUCUUUUUCUCACCUCUUGUGAGCUAUGGAUUUAUGGCAAUACUCUUUCCAUUGUUUGUUUUGACAGCAACAGGUUCAGAGGCUGAGCAAGUUAUUUCUUCUCAAAGGACAAAAUGGGGAGGUGCUGGUUUGCGAAAGCUUCCAAUAUUUAAUGCUGCAGAUAAAUUAUCGAUGCGGAUUUUGUCUCUGUUUCCCCUGGAAUCUCAGGAAUUGCUUCAAAAAAAGAAAGACCGCUAAGAAGUUUGGCUUAAAGUUUCUAUUGUGCUCUCAUCUGUAUGAGAUGGUCCUAGUUCUUGAAUUUUCCAUUCAAUCAACGAAGUCAUCGAUGCGUUGCGUUGCAGUUUUUAUCUUAUUGAUAUGAUAAUAAUUUCUUAAGUCAUAUGUGGUGUUUGGUGCCAUCGGAUGAUCCAUCUCCACGCAAAUUUGUACAUGAUUUAAAUGCAAUGCUAUUGCAUCAAGAUCGAGCCUCAUUGGAAGUGUUUGACCGUUUCGUUCUGUAUAUUGUACAUAGAAAGUAGAUGUCGACCGAAGUUUAUCAAAUGUACAGAAAUGGUAUUUCAUCAAAGACCAAUUUCAGUGGUCAAAUUUGAUCAACUUAUUAUGCAAA
Pyrus x bretschneideri (Chinese white pear) is the source of this 1447-nucleotide messenger RNA. RefSeq names its product protein EI24 homolog. Gene Ontology annotation, cellular component: endoplasmic reticulum. The record is from RefSeq and is a predicted model, not a curated record. NCBI's taxonomy places the organism in Eukaryota, Viridiplantae, Streptophyta, Magnoliopsida, Rosales, Rosaceae. Gene Ontology annotation, biological process: macroautophagy. The coding region runs from base 79 to 1077 and encodes 332 amino acids. The transcript has 11 exons.